AUGGAGUCCAAUCCACAUGAAAAGUAUCCAACUAAAGACAAGUGUCCACUUAAAAAAGGAAAUCAUUUACUUAAAAUAGGAAAACGUAUAUUGAAAACCCAUAUAACUAGAUCUGAAAUUAACAAAUUGGUUAAGUCAAAUAAGGAAAGAACACCUAAUGCUUAUUUACUCUUUAAGAAUGCGAAUAAGUUUAAUCCUACAAAUGGUAAAGACAAAUAUUAUAACUUACCAAAUAACGUCCGAUAUAAUUAUAAACGUUGUGCUGAAGUUAUUAGGUUUGUUAAGAAAGUUAAGAAAAAUAAUGAUCCAGAAAAAAUUUAUAGGAUGAUUACCUCCCCGCUGUGCAUUCUCAAUUACGACAAAACGUUCUUUGAAUUAAGUGCUAAAAACACUACAAAAGUCAAAGUUAACAAACCAAAAAAGAAACUAACUCAUCAUCCUUCCCAUGAUGAGAAAAUGCAUCACGUAGAAUUGGCUCGAUUGGCUCGAGGCACUAUGGAAUCUUCUUCUGGUCAUGUUAUUAACAAUAUGUUGCCUGUGGAUCCUAACACAAGCAUAUCCUCUCUUUAUGGUGAUAAUACCAAAGAACCACAAUCUCCCGUCGAGCAAACAACAUGUGCAGAAUCGACUCAAAUUAAGAUCCCAGACAAUUUUACCAAUGAUGCAUCUCCUGUGGCUCUAAACAUGAAUGUACUUUCUCUUUACGAUAAGCAUCAGCCUUCCACCGAACUAACAACACAUAAUUUCCAUAAUUUCACAAAUGAUUCAUCACUUAUGGCUUCAAAUUCAGACAUGCACUCUCCUUAUAAUGUUCAGAUUACUAAAGAUCAAAUGUUUCAGCUCUUUCUUGAGCAAACGACUCGUGAAGGAUUGACUCAAGAUAUCAUUCGAGAUAAUUUUGCCGACAAUAUGCCACAUGUGGUUCCAAUAUCUCUUAAUGGUGACAAUAUUGACGAAGAGUUAUGGUCUUUCCUUCAAUCACCUCAUCAGUCCUCUGACGAUAUCAUGGGCCAAAAUUCUAAUAUACAACCUUUUGAUUAUGAUUACAUCGCUAAUGGGCCAACGCUUACAAAUAAUAUGUUUAUAGCUGACAAUACGAAUGUACUUGUUCUUCCUGGUAAACAACAAUUACAAACACCUACUUCUGAAAUUUAUUCUUGA
This is a messenger RNA of Racocetra fulgida, 1161 nucleotides long. Lineage: Eukaryota; Fungi; Glomeromycota; Glomeromycetes; Diversisporales; Gigasporaceae. The record is from the annotation of a GenBank genome assembly.